AUGAUCGAAGGAAAACUCGACGAGAACCCAAAUCCUCACAACGAUAGCCAAGAACUCGACGGAAUCGAAAUUGAUAGUGAUGUGAACGACGAUGACAAAGAAAACGAAAAAAGCAGCGAAGAACAGAGGGAUCAAAACUCGGCAACGGAAAGCGCUGAAGAUUAUGCUGUUCCAACAGAUGUUUCGCAUCGAGUCAGUGAGUGGUUUGAUCGAAAUGCGGCGGCAGAAAGUAGGCAAUCUGAGGCAAAAGAUGAAAAUUUAGAAGACAUCAGGCAAAAAGCAAAAGAGCGCCUUGAAAAAUGUAAAGAAGGCAAGAUCACCAUCACUCGUGAUUCCCGUCAGAAAUCAGAAAAUCCAAGGACAAAAGGCUCCAAUCCCCACAUACGAAUGACACGAGCUAUGCUUCUGCAGAGAAAUAGAGCGCUUGGACUUGAUAAAGAGAAAGACGCAGAAAAGAAGAAAAUGGCUCCACUAAAGACAGUUCCAAAGCCCAAAGUAGAGAACAGAAGAGUCUCGGCGAGGUUAGAAAGUUUGUCGAAGCCACGAGCGAGAAUGAUGAGCGAUGACAAGACCAGAGGACGAAGCUUCUCGCAUGAUGUUGAUACUGACAAGAAAGUAGCUCCUCAUCCUCGCGGAAGAAAUCCGAAAAUAACGAAUCAAGGAUCUACCACAGGCACAAAUCGGUCGACAAGCCUCACCCGUGCUGGCACGGGAACAUCUCUGAAAAUAUCGAAGCCAAGAAUGAGCCUGGAUCCGAAGAUGUCACGACCUCCAACGAUGAGCCAAUCCAUGAGAGAGGGUCGCUCUGUUGCUUCGAAGACCUCAAUUGCCCGAUCAACCAGUCUGACUCGUUCCAACACCAGCAAUCUCCGCACACCAAGAGGCAGGGUCAGCCAACGAGCCACCAUCAAAAGUCCUCCAACUCCGAGCAACAGCAGUAAACGACCAUCCACUGCGGCUUCAUCUCGCCCUCCAACAUCCCUUUCUUCCACUUCGCGUCCUCAAACUGCUGGAUCAAAUAUCGAUAAAUCACAUGAAACUUCCAUCCUGUAUUCUAUGCGACUUCUCUCCCGGGCGUGCAUUGAUAAGACUCGUGAAAUCUACAAGAACACUGGAUGCACUGAAGCUGUUCCUCCAUUGUCUCCACCCAACGCAGUUGGAGAAGGCCGACCAGAGCUCGAAGUGCUUCUGAGCAAUCUCUGCCAUCUAGACCAGGUCCUUGGAAUCAUCCAAGAACAGUCUUCUAAGAAUCCGCCAAACGAACCGAUCACUGAAGAACGAGUCGACACCUUCACCGUCGACUCAUUAGCAGUAACUUCUGACGAACCAACAACAGUGUUAAAUCUCCAACAUCUCUAA
Molecule: messenger RNA, 1359 nt
Organism: Oikopleura dioica
Lineage: Eukaryota; Metazoa; Chordata; Appendicularia; Copelata; Oikopleuridae
Source: the annotation of a GenBank genome assembly